This is a messenger RNA of Pistacia vera, 3894 nucleotides long. Its product is annotated as calcium-transporting ATPase 12, plasma membrane-type-like. NCBI's taxonomy places the organism in Eukaryota, Viridiplantae, Streptophyta, Magnoliopsida, Sapindales, Anacardiaceae. Gene Ontology annotation, molecular function: ATP hydrolysis activity; ATP binding; P-type calcium transporter activity. The transcript has a single exon. The record is from RefSeq and is a predicted model, not a curated record. Gene Ontology annotation, cellular component: intracellular membrane-bounded organelle; membrane. The coding region runs from base 209 to 3529 and encodes 1106 amino acids.
UUCUUUUUUAGCUGAAAGUGAGAGUUGCAAUUCAUAGCCAAACAGUUUAUUCUUUUCCUGUCGAUCCUCUAUUAACUGAAAUGUGUAUCCAAAAUCAUGCAAGUUUCAUGACAUAAGCUUCUAAUUGUGAUUUGUGAGUCUCUAGCUAGCUUUUUUCUGGAGUUAGUGUUCUUUGAUCCUUCCUCCAACUAGAAAAUAUCCAGAGAACAUGUUUAACAACGAUCAAGGUUGUGAUAGAGAUGGCGAUACUGUUGGUGCUUUCAUCCACAGCAAUACUUCCUCGUCUCUAAAAUAUGCCAGUCUCUGGCGUCGAACCAUUACUGUUACCGUUUUGAUCUCUCUCAAUAGAACCAACUCCCCUGAACAAGAUCCACUACACUCACCAACAUCUUCUUCACCUCUUAUUACUCAUCAGACCAACUCAAAUUCUUCGCUCCAAGAAGACUCCAACACCAACAACUCGGGUCAUGAAAAUGGCGUAGUAGACUUGGUCUUAAAAGCCUACAAUAGUCUUUCCAAAAGAUCUUUCAAGAAUCAAGAUGGUUCAGCUUCAACCUCAUCUUAUGCUCCUGUGCCAGCAUCGCCUGCAGCUGACCAAGGACUGAGGAGAAACUUGUCCACUCAAUCCAGGCAUGCCAUUGACAUUCCAUCUGAUAAUGAGUUGGAAGAAAAAAGUGAACAGGAGAAACUUGUUGACCAUGUUGUUAGGAUUGUAAAAGAAAGGAACCUCAACUCACUCAAGGCAUUCGGCGGUGUGCAAGAAGUCGCUUCUGUCUUUGGUUCUCACUUGGAGAACGGAAAGGAUGAUGUUCAAGCACCAGAGCUAUGGGACACCAACAACCCCAUUCAUGCAAAAGGUUUCCUCUACUUCUUAUUAGAGGCUAGCAUCCGUUUAACCAAUCUUCUCCUAUUAGUAUCAGCCGCGUUAUCGUUCACCACUGGUAUAAUGAAGCAAGGAGCCAAGUAUGGGUGGCAUGAUGGGGUUGCUAUACUUGCUGCAGUUUCUAUGCUAGUCACUUUCCCAUCAGUGGCUAACUUUCGCCAAGCAAGAAAGCUAGAGAAAUUGCGGAAGGAGAAAAACAAAUUGGAAGUAGAAGUUGUAAGAGGUGGAAAGAGGCAAUUCAUUACGGUAUCCAAUCUUGUAGCAGGUGAUAUUAUGCAUUUGAAGGAGGGGGAUCAAGUUUCGGCUGAUGGUUUGAUUGUGAGAGGUAAUGGGUUAGUGUUGGAUGAUGUACUAAACCCUAAUAUUGAUGGUGACCAUAACCCUUUCCUCUUCUAUGGCUCAAGGGUAAAGCAGGGGGAUGGUGUCAUGCUUGUGACAUCUGUUAAUUACCAUAGGACACUAGAUAAGUUGAUGCGCUUGGUGAAACCUAAACCUGCUGAGAAGUCGUUGCUUGAAGCUCAGACAGAAAAGCCAAAUACUUUUAUGGAGAAUCUUUCCCUUAUUGUCUCUGUACUUAUUGCUCUUGUGGCACUUAUACGCUUGUUCCACGGGAAAAAUGAUGGAGGAGACGAUGGACUUCCUGAACUGAAAGGCAACGUUACAGUGGGCAUGCUGAUGAAGAUGUUUGAGAAAAUUUUUUUAGUACCUCAAGGAAAGAUUAGCAUUCUCGCAAGUGCUCUUGCUGUGGCAGUUAUAGCAAUACAGCACGGCAUGCCUUUUGCGAUUACAUUUUCCCUCUCUUGUUGGAAUGAAAAGCUGGAGAGAAUUCAGGUAAAACCUCAGAAUUUAUCAGCAUGUGCCACAAUGGGGAUGGUCACAGUUAUAUGCAUUGACGCAACUGGUGGGCUAGUUUGUAAUGAGAUGGAGGUGAGCAAAUUUUGGAUUGGUGAAAAUGAUUUGAACAAUGAUUUGGACUAUGAGAUUGACCAAGCUGUUGUUGAAUCUCUAAAGCGAGGAAUUGGUGCAUCUGUUCUUUUGCCUGAGACUUCAGUUAGUCCAACCAAUGACUUAUUUGUUUCUUGGGCAAAGUUAAGAUGGAAUUCUGAUGUGGAGUUUCGGGAUCGAAAUAUUUCCCUCCUUCAAUAUAAAGUAUUGAGCUCUAGCAAGAAAGGUUGUGGGAUGUUGUUGCAGAAUAAUGGUGAUGAAGAAAAAAGUCUUCAUAUGCACUGGACCGGAGCUGCAGCAACAAUACUGGAUAUGUGCUCACACUACUAUGAUAGUAAGGGGAACAGUCAUACAAUUAGUGAUGGAAAAAGUAAAUUUCAGAAUGUGAUUAAAGAUAUGGAAGAUAGUGGUCUUAGGCCUAUUGCAUUUGCUUGCAGGCAAACAGAGGUUGCAGAAAUAAAAGAUGACGGUCUGCAUUUGUUGGCAUUAUUUGGUCUGAAAUCUCCAUGUCCGGAAGAGAUUAAGUUGGUAAUAAAAGAUCUUAGAAUGGCUGGUGUAAGGAUUAUAUUGGUGUCAGAGGAUGAACUCUCAGCAGUAAGAGCCAUAGGUUGUGAACUUGGAAUCUUUAGGCCUGUGGCAAAUGAUGUGGCACUUGCUCUGAAUCCCUCUCGAAGGAUUGAAAAAAUAGAUGAUCGAACAACUGUGUUGGGAAGUUGCCUUCCUGAGCACAAACUUUUCGUGGUUCAGUCUAUGCAACAAACAGGUCAAAUAGUUGCAUUCUUGGGAGGUUCAUCAAGCAAUGACACUCCAGCUUUAAAACAAGCCGAUAUAGGGAUCACUGAGGAUACUAAGGGCACUACAUUGGCCACAGAGAGUGCCGAUAUUGUAAUUAAAGGUAAAAGUUCAUUACAUCUAGCUUUGGAGUUUGGUAGAUGUGCUUACCACAACAUUCAAAAGUUCAGUCAACUUCAGCUGACUGUCUGCAUUUCUGGCUUACUGAUAACCUUGGUCACGACAAUGAGUACGGGAGAAUCUCCAAUCUCAACACUUCAGUUGAUUUGGGUGAAUGGUAUAGUGUGUCUUCUAGGUAGUCUAAUGAUGGUGAUGGAGUUACAGUGCCAGGAACUACUCACCAAUCCACCAGGUCAGAGGACCCAGCCACUCCUUACCAAAGCCGCGUGGAAAAACAUAGUAAUUCAAGUUCUAUGCCAGGCUUUGGUUCUGCUGAUCUUUCAAUUUAUGGGGCAAGAUAUACCCAGCCAGAACAAAGAUACUCUGAAAGCUAGGAUCUUCAAUAGUUUCACUCUAUGCCAGGUUUUCAACCAGUUGAAUGCCAUGGACCUGGUGAAGAAGGAGGUGCAAGCAGUUGUCCGAAGAAACUAUAAGUUUUUGGUGGCUUUGGGGAUUGUUCUAGUUAUGCAAGUGCUUGUGGUUAAAUUUCUGAAAAGUCUAGCUGGUUGUGAGGUGUUGAAUGGUGUGGAAUGGGGCGUCUGUUUCAUUCUAGCUGCACUACCAUGGGGCCUUCAUUGUGCUGUAAACUUCAUUUUACAUUCCCUCUUAAACUGGUCAUCCAGGUCAGGGUUUCCAAGUAGGCAGAAUUGGCAAAACUUAUUGUGGUUGAUCAUUCCCUUUCCAAUGUUCGUCUUUAACAUAUCAUUCGAACUCCGAUGUUACCCAAACUUAUUUGUCAGGUAUUGCUGAUUAGAAGUAUCAAGACAGUGUUGUAAUUAUUUGUAAAUAAAGCAGUGUAAUCUUUUGUAGUGGGCCACUUCUUUAGUAUCACUUUAGAAGUACUGUAACAUGUAACUGGAAAGUUUGCGCUUCCUAUCUUGGUGUAGGAGAGCGGUGAGGUCUCUGCCACUUACCAAGUUAUGAAUAAACUGCAUUCAUUUUGGGAAUUCAAUGAUGGUGCUUCUUUUCCCAUUUUCAAAAUUUAUCAGUAUUGAAUGUCUGGAUUCUUAAAAGAGUUAAAAUGGGAAUGGGAUGGUACUGCCAUAACAUGCACAGCAAUAAUUGCUAACUAAUAAUGUCAAUCCUGGAUGAUUUGAUAUGUUUGUUGAUGCAUA